Molecule: messenger RNA, 1277 nt
Organism: Cucumis melo (muskmelon)
Lineage: Eukaryota; Viridiplantae; Streptophyta; Magnoliopsida; Cucurbitales; Cucurbitaceae
Product: eukaryotic translation initiation factor 3 subunit K
Exons: 8
Coding region: 270-965 (231 amino acids)
Biological process (GO): regulation of translational initiation
Cellular component (GO): eukaryotic translation initiation factor 3 complex; cytoplasm
Molecular function (GO): ribosome binding; translation initiation factor activity
Source: RefSeq, a predicted model, not a curated record
CCCAACAUUUAGGUUAGGGCAAAAUUUAAGUACGGAAAUAUAAUAUUUUCUUAAACGUAAGCAAUUGGGCAAUUUUGGACGAAACCCUAAAAAAUAGAAGAUUCAUCGUCAUCCCCAAUCGAGGGUUUCAAGUGUGAAGAACCGAAGCUUUAUCACCAUCAUCAUCAUCUCAUUCAGUUCGCCAAAACCCUGUUUUCAAUUUAGCAGUAUAAACUGCAACGAAGUAGAAAUCUUAUUCCUUUACCUAAUCGGCGGCGGAAUCCGGUGGAAUGGGGAGAGAACUCCAAAAGCAACCUCAGCAAGAGAUGGCCUCCGCCGUGGAGCAGUUGCUCGCCGUGAAUCCUUACAAUCCCGACAUUCUCCCCGAUCUCGAAAACUACGUAAACGAGCAGGUCUCGUCAGAAACGUACAGUUUAGAUGCCAAUCUAUGCCUUCUUCGUCUCUACCAGUUCGAGCCAGAGAGAAUGAGCACCCAAAUUGUGGCUCGCAUUCUGGUGAAGGCUCUGAUGGCAAUGCCGGCUCCGGAUUUCAGCCUGUGUCUCUUUUUAAUUCCAGAACGUGUGCAAAUGGAGGAUCAAUUCAAGACUUUGAUUAUACUUUCCCACUAUUUGGAGACUGGAAAGUUCCGUCAAUUCUGGGAUGAAGCUGCCAAGAACCGUCACAUAGUUGAAGCUGUGCCAGGUUUUGAGCAAGCAAUUCAAGCUUAUGCUGUCCAUGUUCUUUCCUUAACGUAUCAAAAGGUUCCUAGAUCUGUGCUUGCGGAGGCAAUCAAUAUCGAGGGCCUGUCGUUGGACAAAUUCCUUGAGCACCAAGUUGCAAACUCUGGCUGGAUUCUUGAGAAAGGUGGGAAGGGCCAACUUAUUGUUAUACCACCCAACGAAUUCAACCAUCCUGAACUGAAAAAGAAAUCCUCCGAUAGCAUUCCCUUGGAUCACAUUACUCGCAUCUUUCCGAUCCUUGGCUAACUAACCCGGUCACCGGUAACUAAUGUUGUUACAUCUAUACAUUCCGAAUUUGUUCGCGUUCCUUUCUUUUUUGGGACUACUGUGAGGCUGCUGCUAUAUUAUUGUCCAAUUUUCCAUCUAUGCCAUAGAAUGAAGAGAUUACCUCGUAGGGCAGUUAGUCUGAUGUUUAUAUUUUGUACUUCAAUCAUAACAUUUUAUGGUCAUAAGGUCAUGAAGGGCAUACUGAGGUGAUGAGACGAGGCGCUUUGUAUGUAGCGUAUGGCUCUCCUAAUUUUGAGAAGUGUUUUUGCAUAAAAUUAUUAUUGUUUGUUC